UCAAAUCAUCACAUAUUACAGUGUCAGAGUCAUUUUCGAGCUAGUAACAAUUUGAAAAAGGCAGUAUAACCAACAAGUUUAUAUUGUAUCUUUCGCAUUAUUAAAUUUUUAUUUUAAAAAUCAUCAAAAAUAGUAUUUGGAAAUUAUUCUCAUUCAUACAUUGUCCGUGAUCAAGAAGCAAUGCUGCGUCUAAUAUAUUUUUAUUACGGAAUCCUGUGUCCCGGCUGGGCCACAUUGAGGGCCUGCUCUCACGGCCAGAAGCACUAUAUUGUCUUGUGGCUUAGAUAUUGGAUAAUGUACGCUCUGCUCCAGGCCUUCGGCAGCCUCACAGACUCUCUUUUCGGCGCAAGGACUCUCUACGCCACUGUGAAGCUGUUCCUAUCCGUGUGCCUUUGGUUUAGCGUACCCUACAGCACCAACUACAUGUACCAUCUAGUCGGAGAGCAUUUUCUGUCAAAGCUUGAACCCAUCGUCGAUUUCGGAUGCCAAGUGCAUAAACGUUUAUUUAUGCAGGUACUCUCCUUCGUCUUUCAAUCGUCCAUCCCAAGUACAGCAAAUGGUUUUGCUGGAAAAGGAGAUCAGAGGGGCGAGCCUCUGGUGGAUGGACGACAACUGAAGCUAGAACUCAGCGAAUUGGUGACCGAAAUCGAGAGGGAUGAGGCUGAGAAGCUCCGCAGAUACGAAGCGGAUCUGCUGAACAAUAUGGAAUUAGUCGCCCGUCAGAUCGUGCCCGGAUCGUCACCCGGCCAAGUCAACGCUUUGGACACCCUGGACGAAGAUUCAAUGCACAAUAUCAUCGAAUAUCUGAACAGUAGACUCGAAAACUCACAAUCGUCGGAGGGAGGACGCAGCAGGCGAACCAGAUUCAAGACGGACCUACGCAAAUAGACCGUGAACCCGUGGGAUUACUGAACUAUAGCCUGUAACCUUGCCAAAUACCGAGACUGAUUAAAUAUCUGGAAUAUGAUCUGGGAUUAUCCAACA
Drosophila ananassae is the source of this 984-nucleotide messenger RNA. Its product is annotated as receptor expression-enhancing protein 4. NCBI's taxonomy places the organism in Eukaryota, Metazoa, Arthropoda, Insecta, Diptera, Drosophilidae. The transcript has a single exon. The record is from RefSeq and is a predicted model, not a curated record. Bases 181 to 888 code for a protein of 235 amino acids.